UCAUGGAGGCCGAAUUUUGUAGCAGAAGCAAUUUUCCGACGGACUGAAAAACGAAAAAGAUUCCAGAUGGAACACAUUACCACCCCCAAGAUAGAGAAUGUGCGAUUGCUUGAUCGGUUUAAUACCCGCAAGCCAGCAGUGGGGAACCUGUACUUAACUGCUACCCAUCUCAUCUUCGUGGAUCCAACUGGCAAACGAGAAACAUGGAUCCAGCACAUGCACAUUUCAUCUGUGGAGAAGUUACCAUUGACAACAUCGGGGUCCCCCUUGCAAAUCCGGUGCAAGACAUUCCAGACGGCCAUUUUUGUCAUCCCAAGGGACAAGAGUUGCCAGGAACUCUACAAAUCACUGCAAAAACUGUCCAAACCAGCAACACUAGAUGAAGUGUACGCAUUUCACUAUAAAUCAGCCAGCUUUCAGUCAGGUUUGUCAGCCGGAUGGGAUCCGUUUGAUCUGUCUGCUGAGUAUGCACGCAUGGGAGUCCCUAAUACCUACUGGUGCACUACAUCCAUCAACAAGAACUAUGAGAUUUGUGACACAUACCCGAAGAUUAUGCAUGUUCCAGUUACAGCAAGCACACCGGUGUUGGUUGGCAGUGCACGGUUCCGCAGUAGAGGCAGGUUACCAGUGCUUUCCUACCUUCACAAAGAUAACAAGGCAUCUAUGUCCCGGUGUAGCCAGCCUUUGGCAGGGUUCAGUGCACGCUGCCUUGAGGAUGAACAGAUGCUCCAGGCUAUCCUCAACACCAACCCCAGAAGCACUUUCAUGUAUAUUGUAGACACACGGCCAAAGAUAAAUGCCAUGGUGAACAAAGCCUCAGGAAAAGGUUAUGAAAACACGGAUUUCUAUGCCAACAUCAAGUUUAAGUUUCUGGGUAUUGAAAAUAUCCACGUGAUGAGGAACAGUUUACAAAAACUGAUUGAAGUGUGUGAGUUAAAGAAUCCCUCCAUGGAAGCCUUCCUGAGUGGUUUGGAAAACAGUGGCUGGUUAAGACAUAUUAAAGCCAUUAUGGAUACAUCAAUUUUCAUCUCUAAGGCUGUGUCUGAAGAAGGAAUUAGCGUGUUGGUACAUUGCUCUGAUGGUUGGGAUCGGACGGCACAAACAUGUUCUCUCGCUAGUUUAGUACUUGAUUCAUACUACAGAACUAUACAGGGCUUUCAGGUGUUAAUUGAGAAGGAGUGGCUGGCUUUUGGGCACAAGUUUCUGGACAGGUGUGGCUUGGUUGCGUAUGAAUCUCGUGAGUUCUCCCCAGUCUUCACCCAGUUCAUUGACUGUGUGUGGCAACUGACGCAGCAGUUCCCCUGUGCAUUCCAGUUCAAUGAAAGAUUCCUCUUGGAGCUCCAUGAUCAUGUCUUCUCGUGCCAAUUUGGCAAUUUCCUUGGCAACUGUGAGAAGAGUCGAGUUGAUAACAGGAUUACAGAUAGGACAUAUUCCCUAUGGGCUUACAUGCAGGGUAGGAUGGCAGAUUACUAUAAUCCUCUCUAUAAGUCCAAUUCCCCAACCACUGGAGGCAUCUUGAAGCCCAAUCUCUCUCCACAGAUGUUCAGGUUUUGGAGAGGUAUGUACAAUCGCUAUGACAAUGGAGUACAUCCAAGAGAGCCUAUUGCUGAUAUCCUUAAUGCCAUGAAGGACCACAGCUCAUCUCUGUCUGACCACGUCAAGUUCCUUGAAGAUAAAGUCAUAAAUUUAAAGGAGGUGCUUGGUAUCAAAGAUGAGGAUGAGAAUGACGCCUCCGACAUAAUGGAUGGCAAAGCUUCGUCAUUACCAGAAAUCAAUUCACUCGAGAGCAGUUCUGAUUCUCAAGAGUCUGAGAAGGAAAUCGACACCACAGACCAGCCCGAUAACAAAACUCUUGAAAAUAAUCAAAGUGCAAUGAAAGAUCACCGGCAAGAAGGCAGAGACCUCAACUCCUCGAGUAAGCCCUUGGUGAUAAGGAGGGAAGACAGUGGAGAAAUCAUGUCAGCGUCGCUUCUUGCUGAGGCAGUGGAGUCAGUCAGCCUCAACUGGAGGGGCUUCAGGAAUAUACGUCAAUGUGUGUGCUCAACUCCUUUUGAUCACUUCAGUCGGAAGUAUCAUUGCUGGAAGUGUGGUGAAGUAUUCUGUAUCAGAUGUAUUGACAAGCAAACGUUCCUGCCAGGCCAUUUCUAUGAGCGUCCCGUGGCUGUUUGCAGGCCGUGUUAUAGAGAGCUCAAGUUGGGAUCAUCGGACCCAGUACCACAAUCUCCAACCUCACAUGCAUCCUCUCCAUCUCCUGGCUCUAUGUUCGAACCCAGGUUGGAUAACCUAAUUAAUGAGAUUCACGAAUGAAGGAGGUUUCAAGCAAGCUCCAGUGGGAGACAUUUGAGUCAGACAUAAAGGCUGAGUCACACUGCAGCGAUAACAAGAGAACGCAUUCUAUUGGUUGAACUGUUCCACGCAGAAUUCGCACACGCUCAUUCGACCAAUAGGAUGCUUUCUCUUUGCGUCGUGCUUGUUAUCGUUUCCGUUAUAGCUGUAGUGUGACUUAGACUUUACAGUCCUUUUUUGUGGCUCUGAGCAUGCGCGCAAAUUCUCAGUAUUGCUCGCGUAGGUUUAAAGCUGGGCACUACUGGCGAGAACUGUUAAAAAGGACCGCCCAAAAGUCUCCCAUUUCACAGAUUUUGCUCAGAAGAAACUGAACUCAUGGUUUUGUUAAGCUAUUAAGCAGACUGACUGUAAGGUAGAUCCAACAUAUUUUCUUUUAAAGUUUAGCUGGCACGUGUAGCUUCUUCAUGCAGUAGAAUCUGCUAAACUCGAAUGUUUUGCUUGGCACUGUUUAACAGAAAACAGGCCAGAUGCAGAUGGAUAUACUUAGCUUUUCUUUGUAGUAUUUAAAAACAGACUGCCAGUUAAAGCAUGUGCAAGUGUAUAAGUGCUUGGUUUAGUAUCCUAACAAGUAACCUGCUGACAAUGCCCUUAUUUGGCAACUGCCAGUUAAUGCAUAUUGUCACCUGAGUAGAUAGAUAAUCGGUAAACCUGCUUCUUCAGUGCAAAGUCAUGAAAUCGGUCAAAUAGUAUCAAGUCGAUUGGUGUAGUAGUUACUUUAUGCAGAAUUUAAGGAAUUCUCACAUGAUAGAAAGGCAGGCAGACCAUAAGUUCAGACAACAAUUGCAGCAUUCAAUUGUAAUUGUGUGAAUGUCAGGCCCUGCUGACCAUCAUCAGUAACAAGAAAAAGACAAAUGAAUCAAUAAAUAAAAAUAAUAAAAAAAGUUUUUUUGUACUGUAUUUAAGUUGCUCUAAUUGACUUUUGCUUAGCAAUGCACAAAUAAGCAAUAUAUUUUGCUGGAUUUAUAGCAAUGAAUGGAAAAGGGGAUUGUAGACAUUGCAUGGUGAGGUAUCAAUGUGUAUUUGGUUUGCGGUAACACCACUUUUUGGGUAGAUUAUGUUCUUU
Asterias rubens (European starfish) is the source of this 3409-nucleotide messenger RNA. RefSeq names its product myotubularin-related protein 8-like. Gene Ontology annotation, biological process: dephosphorylation. NCBI's taxonomy places the organism in Eukaryota, Metazoa, Echinodermata, Asteroidea, Forcipulatida, Asteriidae. Gene Ontology annotation, molecular function: metal ion binding; phosphatase activity. The record is from RefSeq and is a predicted model, not a curated record. The transcript has 15 exons. The coding region runs from base 67 to 2307 and encodes 746 amino acids.